Motacilla alba alba is the source of this 5131-nucleotide messenger RNA. Its product is annotated as pantetheinase-like. Gene Ontology annotation, molecular function: hydrolase activity, acting on carbon-nitrogen (but not peptide) bonds, in linear amides. The record is from RefSeq and is a predicted model, not a curated record. NCBI's taxonomy places the organism in Eukaryota, Metazoa, Chordata, Aves, Passeriformes, Motacillidae. The transcript has 9 exons. The coding region runs from base 2502 to 4040 and encodes 512 amino acids.
UCUUCAGUCCUGAAGGAGGGAGACUUGGCAUCUGGUGUAUACAUUUAUAUACAUACACAAAAGAUAAAUGCAUGUUUGUAUUAUAUAUGAAGACUUAGCUUGGUGAUUUGGAGAUUUAUUUUGCUAAUAAAUGCUAGCUGGAAUAUUUGUUCUAUAAGGACUCUGGGGCUACUGCAGGAAAAAACCCCACCAUUUCCUCACCUCUUCCCAAUGCUCAGCUAAAGCUAUUCAGGGGGAACUGAGACAAGGACACUCCUGACAAACUCACACUAGACUUCUUGACCUUGAUUGUGGCAAAAGUUUUUUAAUUUAUCAUUGAGCCCAUAACUGGCUUCUAGAAGGGCUUCUCAGUGGUGGCUUUUUUACCAUAAAUAAGAAAAAUGAUCUGUCUUAGCAACUUCCAGUCAGUUUCUUCUGUGAAUAGUUCCUGGAUUUUACAUAAGAACUACUUCUUUGCUAGAGUUCUUUUGGACUAGAAAGAACAACUGCUGUGGUAGCCAAAUGAGCUGUGAAACUUUGCAGGGUUCCCCAUGGAACAUCUUGUUAAUAGCUUCCUUUCCAUUUUGUAUCAGACAUUAGACUUUACUGAAACCAGGAAUGCACACCUCAACUUACUAGGAAAUGUUGACCAUGCCAGUGCUGCUGAUGAGCCAGUUGAGAAGGAGCUGAGAGGAGUUAGAUGCAACAUAUUUUCUAAUAUUUUAUUUUCUCCAUUUUUUUUCUUUUCCAUGAGCACUGCAACCUUUUUGUGACAGAGAAACCAUUUAAUUACCCCAGCAAUCCAGGAUUUGUGACUUUCAAUACAUCCUUUGGCUACUUUGGCAUUUUCACUUGUGCAGACAUACUCUACCAUGACCCAGCUGUGGUCUUGGCAAGCAGAUUCCAGCUUGACACCAUUCUGUUCCUAACUGCUUGCAUGAACACCCUUGCACUGUUGUCAACCGUACAGUUUCACUCAAUGUGGGCCUUGGGAAUGGGGGUCAACUUCCUUUCAGCAAAUACAACUCCACUUUAGGUAUGACAGGUGAUAUGACAAUGCUCUAAUUGAUCCUCGUUCUCAUGAGCAACAUUUGUAUCUGUGUAGUGCAGCUGACCUGAGCAGAAAUUCCCAUCAGCUUUAAGCAUGCAUACUCAUGUCAGCAGGACUAGGACAUGAGAACUUGUAAGGUUCUUGAUAUAAAGGAAAUAAAAAUGUGCCAAGUAAGAACUUGGAAAUUCUUAAGUUGACUACAACGCCUCUAGUCUUUGUUAAAUAAUCAGUCCUGGGAGUUAUUAAUGAGUAUUAUUCUUCAUCUUCUGACCCUGGUGUUUUAUUGGUGUUUUGGUCAUGUAAAGACCCAAACUUCAUUUUCUCCACUAGAUGGAACCCUAACUCUGAGAAAUGUUCUUGUGAGUUCUCCAAAUAGUACUUCUGGGCAGGAGACUUUGAGUGUCACAUUUUCUUUGUAGGCUUUGUUUUCACUGUAUAUUUUUGCUGAGCAGAUGCUAGAAGUCAAGCACCAAUUUUUUUUGUGCAUGUGUUUGCAGAAUUGAGAGAAACGUACUACUAAAAUGUAGCUCUAAACUUUGCCAUCCAAAUAAAAGAACAUGUGAGCCAUUCCUUUAGUUCUCAGUUGAUGACCCUAUGUCAUACAACUCAUAUACUUUAUGAAUAGGUUUUACUCUGGGCUUUAAAGAUGUCUCUGCCAUCCCUUUAUGUAAAGCAUUUGCAUAAAGAUGUGAAUUUUGGUAAUAUCUUUUCCUUACAGAACUUUUUGACUGGACAGUGUUACCACCCAGAGCCGGGACUGUGCCAGCAGGUGUUGGGAAAGGGGAGGAAACAGCUGGAGCAAGUGGGACACGCAGGCACUGUGAGGAUGUGGGCCCUGCAGACUGCACUUCUUAGGCAAGUGGACUGGAUUCCUUUGUGUUUCCCAGCUAAGAUUUCUAUGUCUGCCUAACUCUGUUGUUUGUUCUGCAGGUUUACCUUGAAGUACAAACGUUGUUUAUACUUAAUCUGACCUACCUAAUUUUAAAAAUACAGACUUGUAGGAUGCAAAAGACUUUGGUGGUUUUUAACAAGGGAAUGUCUUAAAAAAUAAGUUUGUAUUCUGUGAAAGUAUCAACCUGAAACCCUCUACAAUUAAUGCAGUAGAAGUAACGGGAAACAUUCUACUGUUCGGGGAGGAAAAGCACUGUAUCUUUAAAAGUCUACCUGCGCGCUAGGAAAAGCCGUCCUGUUACGGCACAAGGAACAUCAACUACGUGCUGUUGGCAGAAGAGAGCGCCUUCUGACCUCCUGACUCCCGCUCACGUGUGCUCAGUGCUCGGCAGUGAUUGCGUGGCUGCCGAGUGACCUUGCACACAGCCUCCUCCAGGCAAGCUUAACCCUUGGAGUGCGCAGCACGCUUCCCCACGCUCUCCUCUCGCUAAGCUCAAGAAAAGCAGCCGGAGCGCAGACUGACGACAGACUCCCUCUACAGCUAAGCUGAUUUAGCACCAAAUUGCAUCCUGCCUCGCAAAUGGAGCUGGGAGGCUGCAGCUCUAGGAGCUGGGUGGCUGCAGCCAUGCUCCCUUCCCAGGCUCUCCUGCCUGCUGUGGUGUUUGCACUCACAGCCCUUCAGGCCCUUGCCUCCGACACCUUCCUGGCAGCCGUCUACGAGCACGCCGUCACCCUGCCACAUCCCACCGAGGAGCCCGUUCCUCCCAGCGAGGCUUUGGCCCUGAUGAACAAAAACAUGGAUGUCUUGGAAGGGGCCAUCAGGGAAGCUGCCCGGCAGGGUGCCCACAUCAUUGUGACCCCUGAAGAUGGCAUCUAUGGCUGGCGAUUCACAAGAGAAUCCAUCUACCCCUACCUGGAGGAUAUCCCUGAUCCGGUGGUGAAUUGGAUUCCCUGCACAGACCCCUCAAGAUUUGGUCCAGCACCAGUGCAGGAACGACUCAGCUGCAUGGCCAGAAAUAACUCCAUCUAUGUGGUUGCAAAUAUUGGGGACAAGAAGCCGUGUGACUCCAGCAAUCCCAGCUGCCCCAGCGAUGGUCGCUACCACUACAAUACGGAUGUCGUCUUUGACACGCAGGGGAAACUGGUGGCUCGGUACCAUAAGUACAAUCUGUUUAGAGGUGAAACUCAGUUUAAUUAUCCAAAAGAGCCAGAAGCUGUCACCUUUGAGACUCCUUUUGGGAAGUUUGGCAUUUUCACUUGCUUUGACAUCCUUUUCUUUGAGCCUGCCGUGGUCCUGGUGAACAAGAUGCAGGUGGACACCGUGCUCUUCCCAACAGCUUGGAUGAAUGUCCUGCCCUUUCUGACUGCAAUCGAGUUUCACUCUGCCUGGGCUAUGGGCAUGGGUGUUAAUUUACUUUCAGCAAAUACUCACAACACCAGCAUGGCAAUGACUGGCAGUGGGCUGUUCACACCAGAAGGACCUGCUGCCUACCACUACGACAGUGCCACCGAGGAGGGACGUCUCCUGCUAGCAGAGUUGAGUGCACACCCCCGUCUUUCCCCCACCUACCCUCCCUCCACCAACUGGAGUUUGUAUGCCACAAGCAUCAAGAAAUUCCCUGGAGAAAAUGACACUUUCUCGGGAACUGUCCGGAGGGAUGUGUUCACUUUCAGAGAACUCAGGCACAAGGAUGGAAAUUACACUGUCUGCCAAGGAGACCUUUGCUGUCAUCUGAUCUACCAGAUGUCAAACAAGAGGAGACAUGAAAUUUAUGUCCUGGGUGCAUUUGAUGGGCUUCAUGGUUCUCUCAUAAAAUACCAUUGGCAGAUCUGCACUCUGCUCAAGUGCCCCAGCACAAACCUGAGCACAUGUGGGCAGCCCGUGGAGACGGCUCAGACCAAGUUUGAGAUGUUCUCCCUCAGCGGCACGUUUGGCACCAGCUACGUCUUCCCAGAAGUGUUGUACAGCGGGGUGCAGCUGGCCCCCGGGGAGUUCGAGGUGCUCCGUGACGGGCGUUUGAAAAGCAAGCAUGGCACGUCGAAACCGCUCAUAACAGCGACACUUUUUGGAAGGCUUUAUGAGAAGGACCAGCCACAUCCUCUGCGAAUUUCCCUGUAAAGUGUCUACUUAGGAGUUAGGAGUUACACUCACCAGAGACAGGAGGGGAGUUUCCUCCUGAGCCAUAGCAGUUAUCUUGUAUGAUUCUUCUUCUGCAAUAUUACACUUCUGCUCAGCACCUGUAGCAGCUAGGCUUAUUUGGGGGAAAGUGAUGUGUUCACCCUGCUGUGCAUGCCUUUUUAACAGUGCUUGAACUUGUGCAAUUAUUUUUUAGUAUGCAUGAUCUGUCACAUGAACCUUUUAAUCAGAAUUCUUUUUCCCAUUUUCCAGAAUUCUAUUUCUCAAAAUACCAUAUAGAUUGCUAGGAUUGCAGUAGAAAGAAGACUGAUACCAAAGUCUAUGAAAUGUGGUUUGUCAUUUUAUUGGAGAAUAAAUUCUCUCCAAGAAAGCCUUUCUGUCCCUUUUGCCUCCUCCUUUUUUUUGCAGACUGUAUAAUCAUUAAGUCUCUGCAUUUUUCAGCCUUACAGACUAAUCAAGAGGGUCUCCUUAACACAAGCCUUGGCUCCAUUCUGACCAAAGUACUGUACAAUAAGGAGAAAAACUAGAUUUGAAGUGAUCUUAGGUGCAAUCUCAGAGAGAGAAAGUGGUCCUCCACAACCCACCCAGGUGUUUUGUCUGGUUAAGGUUAUAAAGCAAAUCCAGUUCUGCAGUCCCUCUGAUCUUCCACCUCUUGGUACACGGCAGAUGGGUGCUGGGUUCAGUGCACUUUACAUCCAACUUACCAUAUAAACACAGUACUCCAACACCUUCUCCUGGGUAUAUGAAUAAUUUCUUCAAAACUGUUAAGAUAUAUGAAAUAGGCAAUCUUUUAGCACCUGAAACACAUUUCACCCUUUAGCAUGAGAAAUGGGCCUUAUUUUGGAUUUCUAGCAAUGAUAUAUCAAACUUGGCAGCCCUGGGCCUCAUUUCUGCAUAUCAUGUUAUUAAGCAAAUGAGCUUUGUUUGCAUCCAAUAUGCCUUGGAUUGGUCUCUGCCUGCACACUUAUCCCAUAGCAUUUUGCAUCUACUGCCAUUCUUGGAGCCUGCACCAAGGUUAGCACUGAGCUGUGCUAAAUGUGGCAUGUAAGAAACACUCUGUGACUUCCCACCCC